AUGGAGAUGAAGCGGUGCUGGGUCCUCGCUGCGCUUCUGCUGCCCGCCGCCCUGGCCUUCCCUAUUCAGGACAACUAUGAAAACAGCACAACAACAACAGAGCCUACUGAGGUUACUACGCAGGAGAAUAUAUAUGAAUCUCCUUCACCUACAGAGACUGAUGAGGAGGACGAAGAUAUUUUUAACAAAAUUCUGAAAGUUAACAAAGAUAGCUCCCAGCUCCUGCAGGAAGGUGACAUAGUUCCAAGGAGGAGUCGCAGUGCCAUCAACUGUCGCCAUUGCAACUGGCCCCAGUCCAGUGAUGGGAUUGUUCGUAUUCCCUACGAACUGGAUCCUGCUUACGAGGAGAGCCAUGUAAAAGGGAUUCGUGAUGCCAUGGCAGAAUUUGAAGCACUGACUUGCAUUAAUUUUGUGGAGCGCAAGGCAGAACGUGACUACCUCAGUAUUAGAUCUGCCGAUGGCUGCUGGUCGAACUAUGGGAGAGUAGGAGGUGGACAGACUGUCUCUGUGAUGAAAGGAGGCUGCAUGUGGAAAGGAGUAAUUCAGCAUGAACUGGAGCAUGCUCUGGGCUUUUUGCAUGAGCACUCUCGAAGUGACAGAGAUAAACAUGUAAAGAUCAUGUGGGAGUACAUCAGUCCUCCUGACAGACCAGACUUCAAGAAAUUUGAAAACUCCAAUAACCUGGAUCUUCCGUAUGACUAUUCCUCAGUAAUGCACUAUGGCCCAUACACAUUCAGCAAUACCACUGGGAAAGCAACUAUUGUACCAAUUCCUGAUAGAUCAGUACAUAUUGGACAGAGACAAGGGAUGAGCAACUUGGAUGUGGCCAAAAUCAACAAACUUUACAACUGCAGUCGCUGCAGCACUAUUCUUGAUGGACCUUCUGGGUCACUGAGAUCAGCCAACUACCCAAGGAAUUACUCAGAUAACACCAACUGUGUCUGGCUCAUCCGAACCCGAUCCAGAAAGGUUUCCCUGUACUUUCAAGCCUUUAAUCUGCAAAUAACUAAAGGUUGUCAGGGUGAUUAUGUUAAAGUUUAUGAUGGAUCCAGCAAGUCUUCUCCAGUUCUAAUGGACAAGACCUGUGGAUCAAAGAUCCCCAAAGGCAUAGUUGCUUCCAGUAAUCUUAUGCUCGUAGAGUUCAUCACAGAUGGUGCCCAGACAGCUUCUGGUUUCCAAGCCACGUUUACUGCUGUGAGGACCCAAAGAAGAUCUAGCAUCCACAACUGA
Agelaius phoeniceus (red-winged blackbird) is the source of this 1230-nucleotide messenger RNA. The record is from RefSeq and is a predicted model, not a curated record. Lineage: Eukaryota; Metazoa; Chordata; Aves; Passeriformes; Icteridae.